AAGGGGCCGGGGCGGGACGUGGCCGGGGCGCGGCCAUGGCGGCGGCGAAGGCCGGGGGAGGCACCGCCGGCACCAACCCCAACACCAACCUGCUCUUCUCCUCCUCCGCCACCGACUUCAGCUUCAACGUGCCCUUCAUCCCCGUCAGCCAGGCGCCCGCCGCGCCAGGGCCCGCGCUGCUGCCCGCCGAUGAUUCUGCAGACGUUGGGGAAGAGGACAGCUUCUUGGGUCAGACUUCUGCCAGCCCCAACCCACCACAGACUUUCAACUAUUUCUCUCAAGUGCCCAGUAGCAGUGAUCCCUUUGGAAGUAUUGGGCAGCCACCCUUGACAACUGCUGCAACCCCUGUGGGAGCACCAGCCUUCUCCAGGCCUCCAACUUCACCUCCACUCGUGUCUGGGUCACAGGAUGGGCAAAAUGCCUUUUCACCUCAUAUUCCUAAUUCCCAGCCCUACAGUGCACCCCCCACCUCCCAGGUGGGAAUCCCACCGUACCAGACUCCUCAGCAGAGCUGUCCCCCGCCCACCAGUGCUCCAGGACUUCCCCCAGGAACACCUCAGCAGGGAUACAACCCCUACAGACACACCACCCUGAGCAGCAGGGCCAACCCCUACCUCACCCCGCCCCAGCUGCAGCAGAGCCACGCCCCUGCCCACACCCCAUCCUCUGUGCCACCCGUGCACAUGUACCAGACACCUCCGGGGCCUCUGACACAGUUUCCACAGUCCCAGCCCCAGGCUCCCAGGCCUGCAGGUCCCCUGGUCCCGGCCCCUCCUGUCUUGCUGCACAACCAGUAUGAGCCAGUUCAGCCACACUGGUUCUACUGUAAGGAGGUGGAGGACAAGCAGAUAUGGAUGCCAUUCAGCCUUCUGGAUUCUGCAAAACUGGAGGAGGUUUAUAAUUCUGUCCAGCCUGACCCCGAGAGCGUGGUGCUGAGCACGGACGGGGGCCGCUACGACGUGUUCCUGUACGACAGGGUGAGGAAAGCCGUGUACUGGGACGAGGAGCCCUCGGAAGUGAGACGCUGUCUGUGGUUCUACAAAGGAGAAAAGGACAGCCGGUUCAUUCCUUACACUGAGGAUUUUAGUGACAAGCUAGAGGCAGAAUAUAAAAGGGCUGUGACUACAAAUCAAUGGCACCGGCGACUUGAGUUCCCAAAUGGGGAGACCAUUGUUAUGCACAAUCCCAAGGUCAUAGUUCAGUUCCAGCCUGCUGCCACACCAGAUGAAUGGGGCACCUCUCAGGAUGGUCAGGCAAGACCAAGGCUGGUAAAACGUGGAAUUGAGGAUGACCAUGAUGAGAUUCCUGAUGGAGAAAUGUCCCAAAUUGACCAUCUGGUAUUUAUGGUUCAUGGCAUAGGUCCUGUAUGUGACUUGAGGUUUAGAAGCAUUGUUGAAUGUGUGGAUGAUUUUCGGACUGUUUCUCUGAAGUUGCUGCAGACUCACUUUAAGAAAGGUUUAGAGGAAGGUAAAGUGAGCAGGGUGGAAUUCCUUCCAGUCCACUGGCAUAGUUCUCUGCAUGGAGAUGCAACAGGUGUAGACAGGAACAUAAAGAAAAUCACUCUGCCGAGCAUCGGGCGCCUGCGGCACUUCACCAACGAAACGCUCCUCGACAUCCUGUUCUACAACAGCCCCACCUACUGCCAGACCAUCGUGGAUAAAGUCGGCCUGGAAAUGAACCGUCUGUACGCGCUUUUCAUGAGCCGCAACCCCGACUUCAAAGGAGGAGUCUCUGUGGCUGGGCACAGCUUAGGUUCCUUAAUUCUCUUUGACAUAUUGUCUAACCAGAAGGACUUGGCUUCAUCAGUAAAUUCUGGGCCCUUCUCUGCUGUUAAUGGGACUGUAAAGGAUGUGGCUGUUCAUGAUAAACAGAUGACUGAAGAUACCAGUUCCUUGGGCUCCUCAAUUGCCACAUCUGGUGAUGACCUUUGUGAGCCUGAGAUGGAUGAGGAUGUUCCCACUUUGCAGAAGACUCUGGAGAUGCUGAGUUUGUCGGAAUAUGUGAGCACGUUUGAGAAGGAGCGGAUGGACAUGGAGUCUCUGCUCAUGUGUACAGUUGAUGACCUGAAGGAAAUGGGGAUACCUCUUGGACCAAGAAAGAAAAUAGCUAAUUUUGUGAAAGACAGAGCAGCCAAGCAGGAACAGAAGAAAGCAAUAGCAGAAAAGAAAGCAGUGCUGGCUGCCACACUCCAAACUCAGGAAGACACCCAGAAACCAAAAGAGUCAGUUCCUUGUGUCUCCUCUGCAGAGGCUGGUCAGCACUCAAAGAGGAAACUCCCAGUUGGUGCAUCCGUGUCUUCUGUGAACAUUGACUACGAGUAUUUUGAAGUUGGAACUGGCCAGGUUUCUGUGGUUUACAGUGCAUUGGACUUUGAACCAGAUAUUUUCUUUGCUCUGGGUUCUCCCAUUGGUGUGUUCCUCACUGUGAGGGGUGUGGAGAAGAUUGAUGAAAACUACAGGCUUCCUACCUGCAAGGGAUUCUUCAAUAUCUAUCACCCACUUGAUCCAGUAGCUUACAGGUUAGAACCAAUGAUCAUUGAAGACAUGGAUUUAAAACCAGUUCUCAUUCCACAUCAUAAAGGCAGAAAAAGACUUCAUCUGGAACUGAAAGACUCCCUGUCUCGUAUGGGCUCUGAUCUGAAACAGGGCUUUAUCAGCUCUUUGAAGAGUGCAUGGCAGACCCUUAAUGAAUUUGCCCGUGCCCACACAUCUUCAACUCAGCUGCAAGCAGAGCUGGAGAAAGUAGCCAACCAAAUUAAAGAGGAAGAAGAAAAGCAAGUAGUAGAAGCUGAGAAGAUCACUGAAAGUCCAGAGCCUCCAAAAGAUGAAGAUUCCUCAGUGAAGGUCGGAAUGCUGAACGGAGGGCGUCGGAUUGAUUAUGUGCUCCAAGAGAAGCCAAUAGAAAGCUUCAAUGAAUACCUCUUUGCUUUGCAGAGUCAUUUGUGCUACUGGGGUUCUGAAGACACUGCCUUGCUGUUCCUCAAAGAGAUAUACAGGACUAUGAAUAUCAAUCCUGAGCAGCCACAGCAUUGAUGUCUAGAAACAGGAAUUUCCACACCUGUUGCUCCCACAGACCUGGUGAAAAACUCUUUGGAAAACAUCUGGUAUUUUCAUACUUACACAUGCCAGGAUAAGCAUCAGACUUCUUUUUUUUCUGCCAGUGCAGAACUUGCUCAGAUUCUACCUUCUUGUGUCACUUCAAGCAAACUUAAAUUCCGUGGUGAUCUGAUCAGCACUGUCCAUCAGGAGAUGGAUGGGAUGACACCGUUAUGAUCCUAAAUCAGUUUAAUUGUACAGUUGCCAAGUAUAAGGUGAUCAGUGAAGAAGUUUAUUUUGGCAUGCAAAUCAUUGCUUCUCCUUCAGCUCUCCUGUCUCAGCUGGCUGUCAGACAUGCUCUGCCUACCAAGGCAGCUUGUCCUCAUUAAAAAGGACUUGGUGAGAAACAGCAAUAAUCUGUUUUUCUUGACACGUUCGUUCGUCCACCUUCAAACUAUAAAAUGUGAACUGUAGUUAUAACCAUCUUUAAUACAGAUUACACAAUCCAGUUCAUAUUUACUAACAAUUAGCAACCAGAAUCAUUUUCUUACUAUUGUAAGUGUGAUGGAGAUUAUUUUAUAAAGACCUUUUUAAGCCUCUGUUAAGAGUUUUACUGUUGCUUUUAUUUUUAUAAGUAAAAAUGAACUUUUGACUUUGAAAAUGUUAGAAGUUUGUUACAACUAGUUCAGUGUUCACAUAUCCUGAAAUGAAGAACAAUUUAAAAUAACAUUUUGAUCUGAUAAUUACAGAAUUAGAGACUAUUCUGAGUUAAUUAAGGCAAUUUUAGUGAAACCAGACUGCAGUUGGGAGAAUUAAAAUACUUACCUUGACCCUGCAGUCUCACAUCUCAAAACAGUCAAUGUAAAUAGGAUCCUGAAGCUUAGGGGUGCUGAACAAUAAUCUGGAUCCAGACCUGCAAUCCAGGCUCCAUUUUUUGUACCAAAGUUGAAAGGAAUUGGGUGGUGUGAAAUCCUUGGAAUUCAUGUCUCUGAAUACUGAGCUGCUGUACCUUUCCUUGGGCUCCAAGUUACAUACACAUUGUGGCUUUUCUUAAUAUUGGUGAUUUAACCUUACUACUGACUAUUUGCCUCUGUUCUUGCAGUAAAUGAAUUCUGAAAUGCAGUAUGUUUAUUUUUUUUUUCCUUGAUAUAUGUAAAAUACACAUUAUUGUGUAUAUAAUUGGAUGGCUAUAAUUAAAAGUACCUUACUUCCAGUGGAUUUUACAACCAGGUUUUGUAUUUCUUCAUAGGAAAUAGGUUGGAAGAGACCUCUGGAGAGGUUGCUCAGGGCAGGAGGGCUCAGGACCUGGUUCAAGGCUGGAGAGCCUUUGCUUCUCUGGGCCCUAUUUUAAAGUUUGCUUUGGUUGCAAAUUUUUUUUCUAAUAUAGAGUUGAAUUUUCCCAGUUGGAGCUUGUAUCUGUUGCCUCUUGUCCUUUCUCUGUGCAUCUUCAAGAGUCAACUCUCUGUCUUCUCUUGUGCUCUCAUGAUUUUCCAGCCCAACCCCUUUCCGUGGCAUCUCUUGCCUGCCAGGCACUGUGACCCCAUGGGCAUCUUGGACUUGCUUCACUUUAUCAAAGUUCAACUUGUUCUGGGAAGCAAGCUUACCAAAAGAAAGCUUUUUAUCCAAAAUAUCAAAUAUAUUUGUAAAAUUAA
Corapipo altera (White-ruffed manakin) is the source of this 4687-nucleotide messenger RNA. RefSeq names its product SEC23 interacting protein (gene SEC23IP). Gene Ontology annotation, molecular function: metal ion binding; protein binding. Gene Ontology annotation, cellular component: COPII-coated ER to Golgi transport vesicle. Gene Ontology annotation, biological process: endoplasmic reticulum to Golgi vesicle-mediated transport. The record is from RefSeq and is a predicted model, not a curated record. The transcript has 19 exons. NCBI's taxonomy places the organism in Eukaryota, Metazoa, Chordata, Aves, Passeriformes, Pipridae. Bases 36 to 3032 code for a protein of 998 amino acids.